Molecule: messenger RNA, 2181 nt
Organism: Miscanthus lutarioriparius
Lineage: Eukaryota; Viridiplantae; Streptophyta; Magnoliopsida; Poales; Poaceae
Source: the annotation of a GenBank genome assembly
AUGAUCCUCCUCAGCCUUUCCCUGCAAGUCUUCCUCUUCCUCUUCGCGGGCAUGCGGAGGCGCAGCUCGAAAUGGUUCCUGCAAACCGUCCUCUGGCUUGCGUACCUGUCGGCCGACUCGGUGGCCGUCUUCGUGCUGGGCCACCUCGCGGUCCGUGCGAGAGAGCCUGGCCACGAGCUCAUGUCCUUCUGGGCGCCCUUCGUGCUCGUUCACCUGGGCGGGCAGGAAACCAUCACGGCCUUCUCCAAGCAGGACAACGAGCUGUGGCGGAGGCACCUGCUGAACCUGGUCAUCCAGGCAGGGGUCGCUGGGUACGUGGUGGCUAAAGCUUCUUGGCCGGACGCCCGGCUCAGGGCGGCUAUGGUGAUCAUGUUCGCCUGUGGGUGCCUCAAGUACGCCGAGCGUGUCUGUUGCCUCUACCUUGCCGACACAGACCGGCUCAGGCGGUGGAACAAGUCUAAUUUGAGGAUCAAGCUAGAGGGGUGGCAUCAGCAUGUGCGAGGCAAGGGGUGGUUUUCGAGAGAAAGCGGAACCAGAGAUAAAGCCGAAGAAAACAUGAGGGUGACACUUGAGAUGAUGAAGAAAGGUAGUUCAUCAGAGCCACCAAGUGGACUGUUCUGGGACGCCGUGACACUCGUAUCUGAUAUCAUCUCAAUGGAUGCUCCCCUCAACCAGACACAGAACAUCACUGUAGGUGCUUAUGGUGAUCUUCUACCAGUCAUGCUCAAGGGGUUUCUGUCUAGCGAAAGCCGCCACAGUGCCUACGAGCAUGUUGGAGCACUUCUGGAACAUUGCUACAGCCGACUUUAUACCAAAGACCAUCUUCGAUUUUGUUUCUUUCAAUCCUUUGACCGGGUUCCUCAUCCCAUUUUGAAAACUUGUCUACGCAUCUCCUACUUGGCAAUCCUCCUCCUCAUGGUUUUUUCAAUCGUAACAGCCACCACAAUAGCACUGGCACUCUUCCGAGCCGCCGAGAAGGGGGGCCAACUCCACGAUAGCAGCAGAGUUGAUAUCACGGUAACCUACCUACUGCUUGUAGGAGCCAUAGCCCUAGAUGUGUCCUCUGCCGCACUCUUCAUUUUCCCCUACUUGAGCUUCUAUCGUCCAUGCCUAGCCAAGUGUAUUCAGUCUGUCUUGUUGCCGUGCUGCACCAAACAGUGGUCCCAACAGCUCGGACAAUACAACAUCAUCAAUACUGCAGGCAUGUCUUUCAUUGGGAAAUGGUUUGCCUGCGAUGUUGAAAGCAAACCCGUCACAAAGUCCAUCAAAGAGUUCAUCCUAGACACUUUGUUAGUCUCAGGUACAAGAAAAGAAUGGAGGAUUGCCAGCACCCGUGGUCAGCUAGCACUCCACUAUUAUCGGAUGGACCACCACCAGCAUGAUGAACAUUAUUCACCUGAUAAACAUCCUGCCAAGACGACGACAACAUUGAAGCUACUAGGGGAGACCUUCGGAAGCAGUGCUGACUUCCCGACAAGCGUCCUCAUCUUGCACAUUGCAACAGACAUAUGCUACCACUUUGGAGGUACUAAUCAUUCUGAUCCAGAUCAUGAUGAAGCAGCGGUGAUGAAGCACAAGCAGACGAGCACAGAACUAUCAAACUACAUCAUGUACCUUGUCUUCAAGUCCGGUGUGAUGCUUACUAUCAACUCCCAGAUCGUACAUGACAGAACCCGUGGUGAAAUUGCCGAACUUUUACCACAGCCUCCAAAUGUUCAUCGAAGAAACAAGGAUGCUCCUGUCAUGAAGCUUUUUGAAGCAAUUAAAAAGCAAGAAGAAGAAGACUCGAUGGGUGAAAUCCAGAUCAGGCAUCACCCCGAACUAGAGAAACAACAAGAUCCAACGACUGAAAUUGAGAACCAAGAAUCAGCUAACAUUUAUGAUGAUAAUACUGAUGAUGAUGAUCAUACGAAGAAACUCAAGAGGAGCUUUAAAACUCUCAAUUCCCCGGUGCUGCCCCGUGCAAUUGCGGUAGCCCAAGAGCUCAUCGGCAUCAAGAAUGAAGCUGAGCGUUGGGAACUCAUCGCCAAGGUGUGGGCGGAGAUGCUUUACUACACCGCGCCUCGUUGCGGGGGUGGUUUCCACUACGAGCAUCUUAGCACCGGUGGUGAGUUUGUCUCACAUGUUCUCCUUCUCAUGUAUUAUCUUGGUCCUUUCCUGCCGCCACCCCUUGAUGCUUGA